AUGGCUAAUCUGAGCAAUGUGGUGAAUUUCAACGAAGAACUCGUAAUUCGGAACUGUUUUUUGAAUUAUGGCAAAAAUUUGAGUUUUAUUCCAUGCCUACGGUAAUCUACAGUACCCCUACAGUACUCCCCCUCUACAGUACCCUCAAAAAACACGUUUCAGAUUAAUGAUGGCAGUGGAGAAGGCCGAAGAAUGGGGCGUUGCGGAAUGCGGCGCGGAUACCGCGCGGAGCCUUCCGCUCUACCGCCAUUCGAUCAAAUUUCUGACGGGCUGUGAUUAUGUGGAGAUUUGUGAGUGAAACAACGAGGCUCCGCGUUUACGCGGAGCAUUUUUGAAUAUUUUGGGGUAGGGAAAGUAGGCUAGGAUUUUUGACAGCCUCAAGGAAUUUUCAAAGAGUAGGGAAAAUAUGCUAGGAUUUUUGACAACCCCAGGAUUUUCCGGUAGGAGUUGGGCAGUGAGAUUUUUGACAACCUCUAGAAAUUUUCGGGGAGUAGGGAAAAUAUGGCAGGAUUUUUGACAGCCUGGAAAUUUUCCAGAGAGUAGGGAAAAUAUGCUAGGAUUUUUGACAGCCUCAAUAUGAGGAUGUCAAAAAUAACACCGUAAAUUACCUUACAGGGCUUCAGAGGGCUUGGGAGGGCUUCAGAGGGCUUUAGAGAUCUCGGGAGGGCUUCAGAGGGCUUCAGAGGGCUUCAGGGAGGGCUUCAGAGGGCUUCAGAGCCCUGAAAAGCCUCGUGAAGCCCUGUAAAGCCCUCUAGAGCCCUCUGAAGCCUAUAAAGCCCUCCAGAGCCCUGUAAAGCCUUGUGAAAAUCUGUAAAGCCCUCUGAAGCCCUCUCAAGCCCUCUAAAGCCCUGUGAAGCCCAUUAUAGCCCUUUAGAGCCCUCUGAAGCUCUCUAGAGCCCUCCAGAGCCCUGUAAUGCCCUCUCAAGCCCUGUAAAGCCCUCCAAAGCCCUUCAAAGCCCUCUCCAUCCUUAAAACCCUCCAAUGUUUUUCCAGUAUACCUGCAAUACCUGGUCCCACCCCUAAUGAUCCUCUGCUUCAUCGGCAACAUGCUGAACCUUCUCAUCUACGGUCUCCCCCUACUUCGACGGCUCAUCAAGUGUGCAUUUCCUGCGAGCCAAGGCCGUCUUCAACAUGAUCUUCGUCUUUUCAAGAGUCAUCGAAGUGCUCCACGCCUCAAGCCCCCCGUUGGACCCAUUCGAUUGGCUCGAGCCCUUCUUCUGGUCCACCAAACCCUAUCUGAUGUGGAUCUCGAACAUCAGUGGAACUAUGUCGACGUGGCUAACACUUAUGGUAACCAUGGAGACUGUCAUGUGUAUUAUGUGGCCGUUUGUGUUUCGCAAGUACUGUACGAAGCGGGUGACGUGGAUUUUUUUGAUUUUGUCGCUUUUGGCGGCCACACUUUUGAUGAGCACACUUUUGAUGACGGUGGAUGUUGAGGAGAGGAUUCAUGUGGCUAAUUAUACGGUGAGUACGAGGCUACGGGUUUACACCUUUAAAUUUGGGCUUCCAAACGAUGCUCCAGGUUUACACUUUUGAAUUUUGGCUUCCAAACGAUGCUCCAGGUUCACACCUUUGAAUUUGAGCUUCCAAACGAUGCUCCGGGUUUACACCUUUAUAUUUGAGCUUCCAAACGAUGCUCCAGGUUUACACCUUUGAAUUUGAGCUUUCAAACGAUGCUCCAGGUUUACACCUUCAAAUUUGGGCAUUCAAACGAUGCUCCAGGCUUACACCUUUGAAUUUGGGCUUCCCAACGAUGCUCCAGGUUUACACCUUUGAAUUUGAGCUUCCAAACGAUGCCCCGGGUUUACACCUUCAAAUCUGAGCUUCCCAACGAUGCUCCGGGUUUACACCUUUGAAUUUGAGCUGUCAAACGAUGCUCCAGGUUUACAUCUUUGACUUUGGGCUUCCAAACGACGCUCCGGGUUCACACCUUUAAACGACACUCCGCAUUUACAGCUCCCCGAACCCCAAGAUUCCACAUGUUGGUAUUUGGAGUCGUCAUUUCGACUGUUCAAUCGACCCGAAUUCGAUUUUCUGCGUCGAAUUCUGAUCACAACCACGAUGGCUGUUUCGAUUGUUCUCCCGACUAUCGCGAUGUUGGUCUGCACUAUUUUGAUCAUUAAGCAAUUCACGUUUAAGGUAGGGGUACUGUAGGGCCUCGGGAGACCUCGGGAGACCCCGGGAGACCUUGGGAGCCAUCGGGAGACCUCGGGAGACCUCGGGAGACCUUGGGAGACCUCGGGAGACUUCGGGAGACCUCGAAAGACCUCGGGAGACCCCGGGAGACCUCGGGAGACCUCGGGAGCCCUCGGAAGACCUCGGGAGACCUCAGAGCAGGUUACUGUAUGUCCCUUUAAUUUUCAGAACCUCGGCGAAGCCUUCUCGCAACGUCGAAAAUGUGUGAUCCGAAUGACGGUGGCCACCACACUUCUACACCUGCUCCUCGAGGGUCCCGCCACGAUUUCGCACGUCGUCAGCGCGGUUGAGGUGAGUUUUUGGCCAUGUCGGGUCUCAAAACGCUCCGAAUUCCACGUGGAUUUUGAAUUUGGCGCGAAAAGCUAUCGAUUUUUCAUUACAGAAAACCGAAGUGAGCUAUAUGAUGUGUGUGAUAAAUCACAGUAACAAUUUGUUGUGUCUGGUGAAUGCGACAAUUCCGUUUUUCGUGUUUUUGAUGUAUAACGAGCAAUUCCGACAUAUGACUGUUAUGUAUAUUAAGGUAGGGGCUUUUGAGGGGGCCUUGUCGAGCCCAAGACAGGCUUGUCGAGCCUUGUCAAGCCUUCGCAGAGCCUAAAACAGCCUUGCAGAGCCUUUGUCGAGUUUUGCAGAGCCUGUAACAGCCUUGUCGAGUACUGUCGAGCCUUUUCCAAGCUUUGGAGAGACUUUACAGAGCCUAAAACAGUCUUGUCAAGCCUCGUCGAGCCCUGUCAAGCCCUGUCGAGCCUGACAGAGCCUUUGCAGAGCCUAAAACAGCCUUGCAGAGCCUUUGUCGAGCCUUUGUCGAGCCUUGCAGAGCCUGAAACAGCCUUGUCGAGCCUUGCAGAGCCUAAAACAGCCUUGCAGAGCCUUUGUCGAGCCUUUGUCGAGCCUUGCAGAGCCUGAAACAGCCUUGUCGAGCCUUUUCCAAGCUUUGAAGAGCCUCCAAAGCGCCUAAAACAGACCUUGCAGAGCCUAAAACAGACCUUGCAGAGCCUAAAACAGUCUUGCAGAACCUCGCCGAGCCUAAACCAGCCUAGAACAGCCUUGGCGAGCCUCGACAGAGCCUAAAUUAGCCUUGAAUAAGCCUUGCAGGACUCUCGCAGAGCCUAAACCAGCCUUGUCAAACCUUUUCAGAGCUUAACACAGCCUUGCAGAGCCUAACCAACCUAACAGAGCCCAAAUUUUCUGAAAUUCCUAUCCAAAUAUUUCCAGGCUCUCAUGCAAACCGACGAAACCAAACGAAAAGCCUAUUUCUCGCAGGCCGGAAUGCGAUGCAGUCGAAUGUCUCGAAUCGAAACCGAACGAAGUAUGGUCGAACACAGUCGAUUCGCUUCAAGACCUUCCAAUGUUUAG
This is a messenger RNA of Caenorhabditis angaria, 3549 nucleotides long. NCBI's taxonomy places the organism in Eukaryota, Metazoa, Nematoda, Chromadorea, Rhabditida, Rhabditidae. The record is from the annotation of a GenBank genome assembly.